UUUUAGUGAUACGUAGAAACGUGUGUAUUAGAGAGGAUUUAGUCCGGCACACCAUCAUUAUCUCAUCUCAUUGCUACAUGAGGAUGCGCGGCAGUAGUUAGCUAGCAUGAACCAAUUAACUGAGAAUGUCCCGUGACACAGUUAAUGAGAUUCUCGAGAGCGAAACUGGGGCUUUUCGCAAUGCAUGCCGUCAGUGGUAUGUUGAUGGUACUACAGAACUAGGACUACCUGUGAAAGUCGAAGAGGCUGCGAUGUUAGUAGGCUCAUCUCCAGCAAAAACUUACACUCAGUUGAGUCUCGCUGCCUUCGAAACACAUCAAAGCGUACUCAUUGGCGGGAAAGGCAGUCAUUUAAGCAAAGCCAUUGCGGUGGCAGAACAAGUCAAACAGACGACCAAAGCACGGUUCGUGCAGUUCAACAAAGCGUCUUUGCAUUCGUCUCUCAUCAACCCAGCGUACAAGCCAUCAGCGAGCUUAAAAAAUAUAGAAGUUUUUCUCCGAGACGGCGAGUCGACCCAAGAAGAUCUGGCUACACAAUCGAGCCAGCCGUCUACCAACGAUGUUUUGCGGGAAAUCAAAGGUCAUAAGGUAUACAAAGUUCCAUCGAUUGCGAUUUUGCUAGUGAAAGAUACGCAAGUGGCCGAAGAAAAACUACUGGGCUGGACAAGGCAGUGCCACCGCUGAGUAGCUCAGAAAACCGAACUAACACUCGGACUCGUAUGGGAAUUCUUCGAUGUUUCUAAACCUGAGUGGUCCAGACAGACGGCUUUGAACUUUCAAGAAUAUGAAAGUCAAUGGUCUGGUUUCUACAAAAAAAAAAAAACAAGCAGUGCUUAAGCCCAGUUCGAAUGCUCUGGCGAGACCUCGGUAUUGGCGACGAUCAUGUUCGGUUGAGGACUCAUGUGUGACACGAAAACACACGCGGCGCUGGG
Molecule: messenger RNA, 931 nt
Organism: Metschnikowia bicuspidata var. bicuspidata NRRL YB-4993
Lineage: Eukaryota; Fungi; Ascomycota; Pichiomycetes; Serinales; Metschnikowiaceae
Exons: 1
Coding region: 126-683 (185 amino acids)
Molecular function (GO): nucleic acid binding
Source: RefSeq, a predicted model, not a curated record